Chaetomium fimeti is the source of this 1759-nucleotide messenger RNA. RefSeq lists its product as uncharacterized. Gene Ontology annotation, biological process: protein transport to vacuole involved in ubiquitin-dependent protein catabolic process via the multivesicular body sorting pathway. NCBI's taxonomy places the organism in Eukaryota, Fungi, Ascomycota, Sordariomycetes, Sordariales, Chaetomiaceae. Gene Ontology annotation, cellular component: endoplasmic reticulum. The transcript is spliced from 3 exons. The record is from RefSeq and is a predicted model, not a curated record. Bases 123 to 1631 code for a protein of 502 amino acids.
GACUUGUCAAGAAAGAGCAGACCGGAACUGCGAUACUACAUAUUUUGCUGAGGGGAUUGUGUUCCCUUUCCCCCACCGCACUUCCCAGCUAAACGACACAUCGCCACAUAAUUACAGCAAACAUGUGUUUCGGUAGCAAGAAUGACGCCGGCGAGGCCGAGGCACCUCGACCCGCCCAGACCCAGCAACUGCAUGGCGGCCAGAAGAGGGCGAGUCUGCCUCCCCAGUACCUCCAGCAGCAGCAGCAGCAGCAACAACCGCAGUUUCAGCAGGCGCCGAGUCACGAGUAUGCUCCUCCUGCCGGCCCCCCUCCAUCCCAAAGACCUCCGGGGAUCUCGGGGGUUGACGACUUUGCUCCGCCGCCGGGCCCGCCUCCAGGCCCGAGGCCAGGGGACGACUUUGCUGCCCCUCCGGGUCCUCCGCCGGGUCCAAGACCCGCGAUGCCUGGCGAUGAUUUCGCUCCCCCUCCUGGACCUCCCCUGUCACAGAGACCUCCGGUUGAUGACUUUGCUCCACCACCUGGACCUCCCCUGGUUACUUCCACCAGACCCGGGGACGACUUCGCUCCUCCUCCGGGACCACCCCCUUUCCGUGGGCAAACAGGCGGUGACGACUUUGCCCCCCCUCCCGGACCACCUCCCGGCCACGGAGCCCCGGCUGGGCAGGACUUUGCCCCUCCCCCCGGCCCUCCCCCGUCUCACAACAUGAGCUAUAUGGCACCACCGCCUGGCCCACCGCCGGGUCACAACGACAUGAGUUACAUGGCGCCACCACCCGGCCCGCCGCCAGCUGACAAGCCGAAGCAUGACUGGGAGGCCGUCGUGCCGGAUACAUCGCUCUUCCCGCCGCCGCCCAGCUUCUUCUCCGGCUUUGACCGCUCCCCCGCCAACAACGCCACCGAAGCCGAGGCCGAGGCCGGCGAGCAAUGGUGUGCCCAGCACCCGCUGACCGCGCCCAUCAGCCUGGAUGGCCCGGCCGUCAACGCGCUCAACACGCACAACCCGCGCAUGAUGCAACCCGACCUGUACCGUGGCAUCCUCGCCUGUGUCGCGCCGGGUGUCUGGCAGGGGAGCACCGACUCGAGCGCAGCCGACUCCACCAUCAUCGCCUACCCUCCCCUCUACACCGUCACGCUGCACUCCCCACUCGCACCCACCAACCCCACCCGCAGCAAGACCAUCUACUACGAAGUGCAACUCACGCACGCCAACCCGUCCCGGGAGAUCCAAGUGGCCAUGGGCUUCACGGCGCUGCCGUACCCCUCCUUCCGCAUGCCCGGCUGGCACCGCGGCUCGCUGGCCGUGCACGGCGACGACGGCCACAAGUUUAUCAACGACCGCUGGGGCGGCAAGGCCUUCACCGCGCCCUUUGCCCGCGGCGACCGCCUCGGCGUGGGCAUGACCUUCCGCGACGUCGGUGGCCGGAUCGACACCGAGGUCUUCUUCACGCGUGGUGGGCAGGAGGUCGGGCGCUGGAACCUGCACGAGGAGACGGAUGCCGAGGAGGACUUGCCCGUUACGGGGCUCGAGGGGUAUCAUGACCUCAGCUGUGCCGUGGGGACGUGCGGGCAGACCGGGUUUGAGGUGCUGUUUGAUCCGGCGAGGUGGAUGUAUCGGCCGGCGGGGUAUUGAUAGACUCGCCGGGGGAGGUUUGCCACUAGGGACUGUAUGUGAUAUCUGGGGUUGAUUUGGGGUGGGCGAGGUUCUUCCUUCCUUUCAAAGAGAGCGAUUGCUUGGCCUUGGGCCUGUGACUGUCGUAG